Molecule: messenger RNA, 1539 nt
Organism: Corythoichthys intestinalis (scribbled pipefish)
Lineage: Eukaryota; Metazoa; Chordata; Actinopteri; Syngnathiformes; Syngnathidae
Product: betaine--homocysteine S-methyltransferase 1
Exons: 8
Coding region: 55-1248 (397 amino acids)
Biological process (GO): L-methionine salvage
Cellular component (GO): cytosol
Molecular function (GO): betaine-homocysteine S-methyltransferase activity; zinc ion binding
Source: RefSeq, a predicted model, not a curated record
UUCAACCUGUCAAAGUCUGAGCAGUCAGGGGUCGGUCCACACCACUCUGGGAAUAUGGCACCAGUAAAAAAGGGAAUCUUGGAGCGUCUCAACGCUGGGGAAGUGGUGAUUGGAGACGGCGGCUUCGUGUUUGCCCUGGAGAAGAGAGGCUACGUAAAGGCAGGACCCUGGACCCCGGAGGCCGCGGCCGAGCACCCCGAAGCAGUACGCCAACUUCACAGGGAGUUUUUGAGGGCAGGGUCCAACGUCAUGCAGACCUUCACCUUCUACGCCAGUGACGACAAGCUGGAGAACCGGGGCAACAAGCUCACCUACACCGGUGCCCAAAUCAACGAGGCUGCCUGCGAUCUGGCCCGCGAGGUGGCCAACGAGGGCGACGCCUUGGUGGCAGGCGGCGUGUCUCAAACACCGUCCUACCUGAGCUGUAAGAGCGAGGCCGAUGUAAAGGCCAUCUUCAAGAAGCAAUUGGACGUUUUCAUCAAGAAAAAUGUGGACUUCUUGAUCGCUGAGUACUUUGAGCACGUUGAGGAGGCCGUGUGGGCCGUGGAGGUGCUGAAGGGCACGGGAAAGCCGGUGGCCGCUUCUCUGUGCAUCGGGCCCGAAGGCGACAUGCACGGCGUCUCGCCGGGGGAGUGUGCUGUUAGGCUGGUCAAAGCCGGUGCCCAGAUUGUUGGUGUCAAUUGCCAUUUUGACCCAAUGACCUGUGUGGAGGCUGUCAAGAUGAUGAAGGCGGGCGUGGAGAAGGCCGGAUUGAAAGCUCACUACAUGGUGCAGCCUCUUGCUUAUCACACCCCGGACUGCAAUUGCCAGGGAUUCAUUGACCUGCCAGAAUUCCCCUUCGGUCUGGAGCCCAGAAUCCUGACCCGCUGGGACAUGCACAAGUACGCCAGAGAGGCCUACAACGCUGGCAUCCGCUUCAUCGGUGGCUGCUGCGGAUAUGAACCGUACCACAUCAGGGCCGUGGCGGAGGAACUGGCGGCCGAGAGGGGAAUUCUGCCCCCGGGAUCGGAGAAACACGGGAUGUGGGGAGCGGGUCUAGAGAUGCACACCAAACCCUGGGUCAGAGCCAGAGCCCGUCGUGAGUACUGGGAGAACCUGAAGCCGGCUUCCGGCCGUCCGCUCUGUUCAUCCAUGUCAACGCCGGCCGGCUGGGGCGUCACCAAAGGCCACACUGAGCUCAUGCAGCAGAAAGAAGCCACCACUAAACAACAACUAAAGGAGCUGUUUGAUCGCUCAAAGAGCCACUGAGUUAAACUGUGCCGCACCCCUCAGACGUGACAGCAGAGGUUCACAUAAACAGCCGUGGACUAACACGCGUGCAAAUGUCAGCAUUUUCACUCAGCUCACCACUCAUGGGGCCUGUUCCUUACUUGAAAUUGGCACUGCUGUGUGCAACUGCUGUAAGUCAUCAUUGUAAAUUGCUAUGGAAUUUAUGUGAAGUUACAGUAACAGCUUAAGUUUGGAAUUGGCCUCUAAAUUUGGGAUUUUUUCAUGAAACAGGGCCACUUUGUAAAAUAAAGAGAUCUAAUACCAGGUGAA